This is a messenger RNA of Melitaea cinxia (Glanville fritillary), 1245 nucleotides long. RefSeq lists its product as uncharacterized. The transcript is spliced from 3 exons. Bases 1 to 876 code for a protein of 291 amino acids. Lineage: Eukaryota; Metazoa; Arthropoda; Insecta; Lepidoptera; Nymphalidae. The record is from RefSeq and is a predicted model, not a curated record.
AUGAAUUUCACUUAUCUAUGUUUAGUAAUCCUGCAAAGUGUUUUACUAUCAGAUAUUUAUGCGCUUUAUAACAAAGAUGUCAUAUGCACUAUCGACAAGAAUAAUUUUUCAAUUUGCAAGACUCUAAACACACCCAGUCGAAGAAGAAAUAUUAAUGUCAAUAUUCCGUCUCAUGAACCCUACUUACCGACUGCAAAAAAUGGUUUAUUUUAUAAUUGCUCGUCGCAAGAAUGUAAUCCUCUAAAAGUUUACUCAAUAUCGCAAAUAGCUUUACCUGGAUCACACGUAAAGUACUGCUAUCUACAAACACCUGAAAAUUAUAAAUGCGAAUCGUUAAAAUACAACUACUAUAAAAAUAUUGACAAGUUAUUAUUUUUAUCGAAUAAUAUACCAGAUAAAUUAUUCUAUUUGAUCGAUUGCUUAGCAUAUUCGGAUGGUGGGCGAGUAUGCCAUAAGAAGGACGAAGUUGAAUCAUACACCAAAUUGGUAGAUAUUGGGAACAUUGCGAGGCCGAAUGACACCAAUGUUUUAUCACAAGAGGAAUUCAUAUGUGAACAAACUCAAGACAAAACGAUCACGUGUGACCUCAAUCGCUACGUACCUUACAACGAUGGCCUGAAACCAAAAGAUGUAGUUAAAUUCGAUGAUAAAAUACUUCUGAAAACAGGGAGUAGUGUAGCGACUCUGAGUUUAACGUGUUUUGAUUCUUGGUGUGGAUAUAAUGGUGUGAUAACACCCUCGCGCCGCGUUGAUAGAUACGAACCGCCUGGCGGCAAAGUAUACAGGUGCUAUUAUGCAAAUAAACAACAAAUAUGCAAAGAAAUAUACGGUAGAUCUAGGAGCAUUUAUAAUGACCGAGACUGGCUUAGUUCAUAAUAAAAAUCUAGAUAUAUAUAUAGUCUUUUAAAAUAUUUAAUUUCACAUUUUUUAUCCGGAUUGGUCUUAAUAAAAAUUACAUGUUUAACCAGUUUUGUAAGAAUCACAUUUUUGUAAGAAUGUAUAUAAGUGAUGUUCCCUUACUUAUUAUAUAAUGAAACAAAAUAUUACAUAAUGAUUGUCUCCUUUUGAUUUAAAGAGUUAAAUAACAACACCAUGUAUCUGUAGAUACGCUGACGUAUGUUGUACGCCAUCAGAAGUUUUAUUCAUAAAUAUGAAUAUAUUAUGUGACUUGGAUUGCUUACAAAUAUGUGACCGCAUAUCUUAUACAUAGAUGUAGCGAUUAUGCAUAUAAAUGUUACGUAACAA